Messenger RNA from Rana temporaria (common frog), 1770 nucleotides. RefSeq names its product ring finger protein 125 (gene RNF125). The record is from RefSeq and is a predicted model, not a curated record. Gene Ontology annotation, biological process: ubiquitin-dependent protein catabolic process; protein polyubiquitination. Lineage: Eukaryota; Metazoa; Chordata; Amphibia; Anura; Ranidae. The transcript is spliced from 6 exons. Gene Ontology annotation, molecular function: ubiquitin protein ligase activity. Bases 326 to 1000 code for a protein of 224 amino acids.
UGGGAGAUGACUGACUGGCUGCUCCGCCCGCUCUUUAGUAUCAGAGAGCACCCAGCAGACGGCGGGGGGUGAAGGGUGCCAUCCUCCUGGGGGUGUCACCCUCCCCGUUGUGUUUACCCUGAACUCUGCUGGCACUGAGCACAUGCUGCUUCCCAACAAUAGCGGCCGCCUCUGAUUGGUCCGCUGCGAACUGUAACCCGACCUGCUGCCUGAUGGGCCCUUCACAUGUACACAGAGCCGCGAUCACAAAGAGACUCUCCGGACACUUUCCCUGAUCGCCCCGGACACUCUCCAUACACUUUCUAUACACUUCUCUCCCUCCACCAUGGGAUCGGUGCUGAGCAGCGAAGGAAGCCGGGAGCACAAAGCCCCGGUUAUAGAAGACCCCAAUCCCAACUACGACUGUGCCGUGUGCCUGGAGGUCCUGAACCGGCCGAUGAGGACUCGCUGUGGCCAUGUGUUUUGUCACACCUGUAUUAAAGCUAGUUUGAGGAAUAAUGCGUAUGCCUGUCCAUAUUGCCGCACUCACUUGUCAUCUGAAGGAACGCUUGCCGUGGACAUCAUGAAGAAGAUGAAGACUGUUUUUCAGAAUUGUGAAGAGUGUGAUGAAAAGAUUUGCCUGAGUGAAAUGAGAGCACACAUGAAUAGGUGUCAGCAAUACAUUACAAAAUACGGCCCUCUGGAAGAGCUGGGGAAAAAAACAUGCAGAGCGCUACGGUAUACAUGCCCAUAUUGCCCAGUGGAGGUAGACGAAGAAGGUCUAGUGCAGCACUGUUUGAACUUCCACAAUACAGAGAAUAGACUGGUGGUGUGUCCAGUUUGUCACCUGGUGCCAGGAGGGGACUCCAGCUAUGAUUCAAGUUUUCUAAAGCAUCUUUAUACCAGACAUUCAAUGUACUUUGAAAAUUACAUAGAUAUAAACAUAGUGGAAGAGGCUCUUAUUGAAAGAGUAAUAGAUCUCUCUAUGAUACACUACAUAAGGCACUCUAACAGAUCCUAACCAUCAUCAAGACAGAGGCAAGAUCAUCAGUGAGGUGCUUAGAAGAUCUGGCACUAUGUUUUUGGGGGGGUUUACAAAUGAAGACACAACAGCUUCCUUUUCCAGAAACCUGUCAUGGGUAAAGAACACAACAUAGAGCAACUGGUAGUUGUGUGUUAUAAAAAGAGGUCAUAUGUUGUUAGGAUCAGAACUGGAAGUCUUUUUUUUUUUUUUAGCUAACCCCUUAAGGUUUGAAAAUGUUUCUUUAGAACAGAAGUAGGCAAGCUGUAACUGCCACUAAUAUGGAACUAAAGCAUGUAUUGGCUGGUAUUGCAUGCUUGGUCUUCAACAGUGUUCAGUUUGUCUUACCUCUGCUUCUGAGACUUAAAACAUAUUUUAUGCAACAGAUACAUAAAUAUGCAAGUGACCCCGGAACAUUUGCAUCAUCAUUGUGUAGAAUACUGUUGUUUACAACGCCAAUGAUUAGCAACACUUAUGUCAGAACAUAUAUGUGUCUAACCACUAACCUGAAUAUGUCAGAAGAAAAUAUGAGUACAGUAAAUGUAAAAAUAGUUGAAAGGAUACAAUAGAAUGGUAUAUAAACAUAAAACUACACGCCGGGGAAAAAAAUCCUUCCAUAUUCAACUCCUAUUUAUUUAUGAUCACUAUUUAUUGUAAUUCGUUUUAUAAAACAGAGUCACAUAUCCACAUGUCCACCUAAGGCCCCGUACACACGGUCGGACAAAACCGAUGAGAAUGGACCGAGGUUCAGUUUCAUCGGUCCAAACCGA